Messenger RNA from Phyllotreta striolata, 318 nucleotides. Lineage: Eukaryota; Metazoa; Arthropoda; Insecta; Coleoptera; Chrysomelidae. The record is from the annotation of a GenBank genome assembly.
AUGCAUUAUUUAUCAAUUUCCACAGCAAUUGCCUCCUGCUAUGCUGGAACCGCACAAGUUGAAACCAGAUUGUUAGGAUGCACCUGCCCUAACUUGUUGACCGGCGUCGCCAAUUUGAUCACCCAACUUCAAGCCACUCUUGGUCCGCUAUUGACCCAAUUGGGCGGUCUAGGAUCCUUCGUUAACCAAAUUCUCGAAUUGGUCAAGAACCUCGUCAUCCAACUUGGCAACGCUUUGGCCAACGGCGGUCUCCUUGGAGGACUCAACAACUUAGUCAGCGGCCUUUUGGGCCAAUUAGGUAUAAAUAUAUCACAAUAG